CACACAUCCUCAAGCUGCCUCCAUCACCCGAUCCUCAACAGGCAAUAGCGGCUGCAGCCUCCCACAACUGGAGCUAGACACGCACUGCCGCUACAACCUCCCUCUUUGCGACCCCGAGCACAGCAGGAUCGGACAGCGGGCCGAGAGGCUGCGGGACGACGUAAUUUGGCUUCCUUUGGCGUUGACUGUGCUUCUACUGGCGCAAAUAUGUGUGUCAGCUGGUACUGUCCCCUUCAUUCCCCACAUGGCGCGUUGUGUAAAGCGAGGGGGCCACAGCAGUGAGGGGGGGGGGGCAUCCCCAGGGCAUGGGCAGUAGCGUGGCCAGCGAGGUCAACUCCACCACCACCUCAGAGCAUAAGCAGGAAGCCACCAUGCGUAGCGUAGGAACCCGUACCACCCAGAACAGCCUGCCUCGGGCCCCUCCCCCACCACCCUCCUCUUCUUCUUCUUCCUCUUCAUCCUCCAAUGCCACCUCGUCCAACCACCGGGGCUGGGGGGCUGGAUUAGAAGACCGUAGUUACAACUCGGACCGCCCUUCCCAGCCUCUUACCCACGCCAAAGGCAUCACGGCGGAUGAGCGCACCUUUGCACAGGAGAACUCUGCGUACUACAGCACUGACCGCCCUCCACCACAUGAGGGCGGAGACAGGAACAAAGGUGCUGCCCACAACAAUGUUAACCAGGUGGUGUCCAAUGGUAUACGGGCAGUUAAUAAUGGAAACCGGGGGGUGACAGCAGGGGGCAACGGCGACAGACAGGUGUCAAACUCUGCUUUUGUGAAUGGAGGGGCACGGAGAGACGGACGAGAUAUGCCCCGAGGGGCGUUGAGUUUGGAUAUAUGUGGGAACAAUGUGGUGAGCACAAACAACGAUAAGAACAGCAGGCAGCACAUGGCGCAGUACAAGGAGGCUGGUGCCAGGGCUGGUGCCAAGCUGGACAAUCACAACAACCCCCCUAACAUCCUGCCCAUGUCUGGGAAGCUGGAGCAGGUACAGAGCACCGAUGGACUGGUCCGACCCUCAGCCUUCAAGCCAGUGGUUCCCAAAAGUUUCCACUCCAUGCAGAACCUUGUGUGCCCUCCUCAGACUGGUGGGGGGGUUGGAGGGGGAGGCCACAGCGCAGGUGGUGGAACUCCAAGUAUGCCCGGCCCCCUGAGGAACACGGACAGCCCCGGGAGUCGAGGAGGCCAAAGAGGUGGAGGAGGAUGUGGAAGAGGAGGAGGCCAGGGGUGCCUCUCUGACUCGGGAAGGAACUCUCUUACCAGCCUGCCUACCUACGCUGGCUCCAGCUCGGGCUAUGGCCCACCGCCAAUCCUGGGGCCCCUGAGCGCCUCCACCAGCCAUAUUAACAGGCUAGGGGCCACCGGAGCUCUAGAUAAAAUGGACAAGCCCGGGCCAGGCGGGGCCAGUGGUGGAGGGGGUGGUGGCUACCAGAAUGGACUGAGCGCCUCAGACAGUGGCCAUUCCUCCUCAGGGAAAAGCUCCUCAUCCUACCAGAGGAUGAGCCACCUGAGCGACGUUCCCGGACCACUACGCCCUUCCCCUUCCUCUGAUGAUGUCAUUCAAGACCUGGAGGAUAGGCUGUGGGAGAGAGAGCAAGAGGUUCUGCACAUGCGUCGUAACCUGGACCAGAGCGAGGCGGCCAUCGUCCAGGUGUUUGAGGAGAAACAGCGUGUUUGGGAGCGCCAGAUGGAUGAGCUAAGACAGAACUAUGCCUCCCGUCUACAGCAGGUUACACGGCGAGCACAGCGUUCCCAGAGUGCCCUGCAGGCCCAGAUCAGCCGCCUGUCGCAGGACAAGCGAUGUCUACAGGAGGAGAUGGCCGCACUGCUGGCGCAGAGGGAGGAUCUUGAACGGAAGUGUCUAGAUUACAGGAAGGAGCAGGCCGACAUCCUGCCCCGCAUUGAAGAGACCAAGUGGGAGGUUUGCCAGAAGGCAGGGGAAAUCUCCCUUCUGAAGCAGCAGCUGCGGGAGAGCCAAGCGGAGGUGACCCAGCGGGCGGGCGAGAUGGUGGCCCUUCGGGGCCAGCUAAAGGAGCUCAACGCCCAGCUGAGGGAAAGGGAGGACGCCAUGCUGGGCCUUAAGGAUUCCUACACCAGCAAGACCCUAGAGUUGGAUAGGUGCGAGGUGGAGCUGCAGAAGACGCUGAAAGAGGUCUCCCUGCUUAGAGACAAGCUGGGUGUAUUUGAGGCAGAGGUGUUAGGUCUCAAGCGGGCUUUGGGGGAACUCAGCAUGGGUGGAGGUGGGGGAGUUGAGGCCAUUGGGGGAGGUGAAGGUGGGAGCAGGGGAACAUCCAGGACAAGGGGGGGGCUUCCCUCCCCACACAGCCCACAAGAGGCCUCUGCCUUCUCUUAUCCAGCACUCCCUCCACCUCCUGUGCCACCUCCAGAUGCAAUGCUAAGCCUCCAGAGUGAUGAGGCUAAAGUCCAGCAGCGCCAGGAGGCCCACCAGCGUCAGGAGGCCUAUAUUCACCAUGGCCAGGAGGCCUCAUGGGAAGAGGCAGGGGACCUGCGCAGGCAGCUAGAGCGCCUUCAGGGCGAGCUUCGUCUGGAACGGCAGCAGCGCGAGCGACAGGCACUCAACUUCAAGAAGGAGCGCCACACAUGGAUGGAUGAAAAGGAACGUGUGCUCAAAUACCAAGCGCAGCUGCAGCUUAGCUACGUAGAGACGCUGCAGAAGAACCAGGCUCUGGAGCUCCGUGUGGGGCAACUGGGGGGCAGGCUCAGCACCUCUUCCUCCAUUGCCAACACCCCCUCUACCUCCACCUCUUCGCCACCCCCAGGACUGGCUCUGGGCCCCAUUCCCCUGCCUGCCCCUGCCACCCCUUUGCCCACCCUCUCUUUGUCCCCCUCCCCACCUCCCACCACUCCUGAGGACAAAAAGCCCCCCUCCCUCCACCAGCUGGCUCCUCCCUGGCCUGUUUCCACCCGUCUGGAGAGGAUAGAAUCCACCGAGAUCUAACUUCUACAAUGAAUGUGGUUUUACAAACACUUCAAUUAAAUUCAUAUCAAGCAUUCUCCUCAUACCAUAAACCUACCACUGUUAAACAAAAUUGUAAUAACAGAAUUUAUUCAGUGCUACUAAAUAGCACUCCUGAUUACUACUUACUACACUGGAGUGGUCCUAGGACGCACUGCACUAUGGGAUGACGUAGAAGGGGCAUAAAGGAUUUUGGGCUAAACAGAGUUUUUGGAAGGGGGUGGUGGCGGGGGUAUUAUAUGGCUAGUUGAGGGGGGGCGAUAU
Molecule: messenger RNA, 3242 nt
Organism: Osmerus eperlanus (European smelt)
Lineage: Eukaryota; Metazoa; Chordata; Actinopteri; Osmeriformes; Osmeridae
Product: leucine zipper putative tumor suppressor 3
Exons: 7
Coding region: 306-2960 (884 amino acids)
Biological process (GO): regulation of dendritic spine morphogenesis
Cellular component (GO): dendritic spine
Source: RefSeq, a predicted model, not a curated record